Haliotis rubra (blacklip abalone) is the source of this 6935-nucleotide messenger RNA. Its product is annotated as CD109 antigen-like. Gene Ontology annotation, molecular function: endopeptidase inhibitor activity. Lineage: Eukaryota; Metazoa; Mollusca; Gastropoda; Lepetellida; Haliotidae. Gene Ontology annotation, cellular component: extracellular region. The record is from RefSeq and is a predicted model, not a curated record.
UGGUCGGUCACCUGGUUAUCUCUGUGCUGGGCCACUACUAUAUAAGCCCACCUGCUUUGGGCCCAGAUUAGCUGUGGGGGCUGACUUUGUUAAGGUAGCCACGAUGCUGAAGUUCCUCGUUGUAGUAGCCCUCUUGGGGGCCACGUUCGCCAAAGAUUCCUACGUCAUACUGUCCCCGACAUCCGUUAGACCGGGUAUGGAUUUUGAGGUCAGUGCCAACAUCCUUAAAGCCACCGGUAACGUCAAUGUCAAGGCCACGUUUGUUAAGGGGAUGCAAUCCAUCGCUUCUGCAAGCGGAGUUCUGGCUCAAGGUCAGCCCCAAAGUAUAACCAUCAAGAUACCUAAAGAUCUGAAAAGCGGAAGCUACAAACUGAAGGUUACAGGAAGUGGUGGUUUGACCUUCAGUAAUGAGACGACGCUGGCCUUCAACCACAAGAGCAUGUCCAUCCUCAUCCAGACGGACAAGGCCAUGUACAAGCCUGGUCAAACAGUAAAUUUCCGGGCAUUUGCCAUGUUCCCCGACAUGAAAGUGUACACCGGCGCCCUGGACAUCGACAUCUUCGACCCCAACUCCAACAAAAUCAAGCAGUGGGUGGGGUUGAAGGACGCUAGCGGCGUCAUCACCAACUACCUUCCCACCUCCAGCCAACCUGUACUCGGUGACUGGAAGAUCAAGGUCACCGCGGGUAGUAUGACAGAGGAGAAAGUUUUCACAAUCGCAGAAUAUGUUUUGCCUAAAUUCGAGGUAACAGUGGAACUACCAUCAUAUGCACUUGUCACUGACGAUCACAUCACCGCCACAGUCAAAGCCACGUACACCUAUGGCAAGCCGGUGAAGGGAACAAUCAACUUGCAGGCCAAGAUGGAACAGUACUAUAGGCCCUGGAAUUAUCAUGGGGAGGAACCGAUGGUCAAGAAGACAAUGGCUACUGAUGGCGAGAGCAGGGUGACCCUCUCUCUUGCUGAUAUGAAGAAGGUUUUCCCUAAUGGCCUCCAAAACCGGGAGAUCAGGGUGAGCGCCAGUGUGACUGAGGAAUUGACUGGGAUAACUCUGAAUGGAACCAGCAAGGUGAAGAUCUACCAGUACGCCACCAAGCUGUCCUUCGCCCCAUCGGAUCCCAAGACCUUCAAACCCGGCCUCAAAUACAUCGCCUAUCUGCAAGUCCAGCAACAAGACGGCCGUCCAGUCCAGACAAGCACCCAGCGAGUGACUGUGAGCACUAGAGUGACCAGUCAGAUCAAGGAGACGACCACUCAGGCCUUCUAUUAUCCCAGAACGACUUCCUUCACCAUCCCGGACCAAACCUUCUCAGUGCCAGACACAGGACUGGUCCCAAUUGAAGUCCAAGUCCCGUCCAACGCCAGCAGCGUCAGUCUCACUGUAAAGUAUGGCAAGGUUUCGACCAGCAAGAGCAUUGAGAAGAGCUAUUCGCCGAGUGACAAUUACAUCCAGCUGCUCCUGAAAUCUCAACAACUUACAGCCGGAAGCAAUGUGAAUUUCGACGUCAAGGUCACCGAAUCCAUCAGUAGGCUGGUCUACCAGGUCAUGUCUCGUGGUUCUAUCGUGGCCACUGGCACUAUCAACCAAGCCAACCUCGCAUCAUUCUCCAUCCCGGUAACAUCCAAGAUGGCGCCUAAUGCCCGGAUCAUUGUGUAUUACGUCAGGACAGAUGGCGAAAUUGUCACUGACAGUGUCAGCUUUGAUGUGGACGGCGCGUUCGAGAACAAGGUGGCUAUCUCUAUGGACAAGACAUCUGCCCAGCCUGGUGACAGUGUCAAUGUACAGGUCACCGCUGACCCUCAGUCCCUGGUCAACCUCCUGGCCGUAGACCAGAGCGUCCUCCUCCUCAAGUCCGGAAAUGACAUCACACAAUCUGAGGUUAUCAGCGAACUGAAGUCAUACGACACCAUCAACAAUGUAGGUGGAGGAUUUGGACGCCCAAUUCCACUUGGUGCUGUGGCUCGCCGCAAGAGGAUGGCAAUACCUUGGGGCGGAUGGUGGGGAUUCCCCACCUACUAUGGCGGAAGUGACGCCACCCAGAUCUUCAAGAACUCCGGCGUGGCCGUGAUGACAGAUGCUCUUGUGUACAAAUACGUCAAGCCCUAUUAUCCCUGCAUACUUUGUGACACCCUGUUUCACGGCCCUGUGGCAAUGGCAGGCCUGGUAGGCAAGACCGUAUCAGGAGUUGGUAUACCUCAGCCAGUUGCUGUACCUCAGACAACUGGGGCGUUGAAGGAAGUGGAACACAUCAGAAGUGUUUUUCCUGAAACCUGGCUCUGGCAGAAUCAGACUGUCAGUACCGAUGGUAAAGCUAUCAUCUCAACAACAGUGCCAGAUACCAUCACGUCAUGGGUGGCCAGCGCCUUCGCCGUCAAUACUCAGAGCGGCCUUGGAAUUGCACCAACCUCAGCCAAGAUCCGCGUGUCGCCCUUCUUCGUGAGCCUCAACCUGCCGUACUCCGUGACCCGAGGGAAAGCUGGCUCUCAGGCCAUCGUCUUCAACUACCUCACCCAGGACGUCGACGCUGUUGUAUCCCUCCCUCAAUCAAAGGACUACCUGAAUGUUGUCAUUGAUGCCAAUGGCCGGGAACAAACAGAAUCUAAGGACCAAACACAGACUGUGCAUGUGAAAGCAGGCAGCGCCUCCUCAGUAUUUUUCCCCAUCGUCCCCGCGAGCCUGGGUACCAUCGACGUGACCGUCUCCGCCCGAUCAACCCUCGCAGCUGACGCCCUAACGAGACAGCUCCUGGUCGAGCCUGAAGGAACCCCCAAAGAGUACAGCGUCCCCAUCCUGAUUGAUCUGAAGCAGGCCACCAGCUUCUCUAAGACUGUCCCCAUCACUCUGCCACAGAACGUCGUCUCUGGGUCACAGACUGCUAGAAUCACCGCCAUCGGUGACCUUAUGGGUCCAACUGUAAGUGGACUAGACAGUCUUCUGCGCAUGCCUACCGGAUGUGGCGAGCAGACGAUGCUUGGGUUGGCCCCGGAUGUGUUUGUCACCAACUACCUGACAGCAACCAAACAACUGACGGGAGACAUAGAAGACAAGGCAAUCAAGUACAUGGAAUCUGGAUACCAGAGGGAGCUGACCUACCAGCACAAGGACGGUUCCUUCAGUGCUUUUGGUGACAGUGACCCAUCUGGAAGCAUGUGGUUGUCAGCGUUCGUUGUGAAGACGUUCCACCAGGCUAAACCAUACACCUUCAUCGACGACGAUGUCCUUACACGAGCCAUCAACUGGAUGAUUGAGAAACAGAACGCCGACGGUUCCUUCCCUGAACCUGGCCGGAUCAUCCACACAGCCAUGACAGGAGGGUCAAACAAAGGUGCUUCUUUGACGGCAUACGUCCUCAUCGCCCUUCUCGAGAACGACGACCUCACAGGGAAUGUCCAGCAGCGGAUAAACGCGGCCGCGGCCAAGGCUGUUCAGUUCCUGGAGAAUCAGACCCCGACAGAUGACUACUCUCUGGCAAUCAUCACCUAUGCUCUGCACCUUGCUGGCAGCACCCAGGCCGACACGUCCUUCGCCACAUUGAACUCUCAUGCUAUUGUGAAAGAUGGAUUCAAGUACUGGCACCGUCCAGAGGUCAAGACGACACAGUCCACCCGCAGCUACUGGAAACCUCCAUCAGCCAAGAAGGCCAUCGACAUCGAGAUGACGGCAUACGGUCUGCUGAUAUACGGCGAGAAAAACGAUUUCAGCGGUGGCCUGAACAUCAUGAAGUGGUUGGCGUCACAGCGUAACCCCCACGGCGGAUUUUCCUCCACCCAGGACACAGUGUUAGCCCUGCAGGCUCUGUCUGAAUUCGCCAAGAUGGCGUACUCCAACAACUUCGACAUCCAGGUGACAGUGAACAGUGGCAGCUUCAGUCAUCAGUUCUCUGUCAACCAGAACAACGCCCUCGUGCUCCAGAGUGUCGAGCUGCCAUCCAUCCCAAGCAGCAUCAGUGUUCAGGCUAACGGGGCCGGCAUCGCCCUUGUUGAGGUCGCUGUGUUCUUCAACGUUGAGGCUGAGGUGGAGGAGCCAACUUUUGAUGUGACCGUCAAGCUGCUGAAGGAAGACAUCAACUCCAUCACAGUCCAGACCUGCACCAAAUGGUUGUUAAAUGGUACCAGUGGCAUGGCCAUCCAAGAACUUGGAGUUCCCUCCGGCUUCGAUGCUGACCUUGACACACUUACCAAACUUAAGACCUUGAAGAGAAUCGAGACUCCCAACAAGAAGGUGGUUCUGUAUUUUGAUGAGAUCGGAACCACACCCGUAUGUCUGUCCGUCACCCUCCAGAGAACAGGUCUUGUAGCCAAGUCCCAGCCCGUCCCAGUCAGAGUCUACGACUACUAUGAGCCAACCAACCAGGUGACAGCAUUCUACCAGUCCCAGCUCCUCAAGAAUUCCAACAUCUGUAGCGUGUGUGCGGAAUGUGAAAACUGCGCGAUGGCUGUCGGUUUUGUGGAGGCAGAGGUGGUGGCGCUGGUAGCUUUGGUGGCUCUGGUGGCAAUGCUGCAAGGGGUCCAAGAAAGGAACAACAAAGAAGACCUGCUUUUUGCUGGACAGAACGCAGAAAUUAGUCAGCUUGGGGGCUGGAAAGAAGUGGAACGAAUCAGGACAAGAAUUUCCGGAAACCUGGUUAUGGCAAAACAUGACAGUAAGGAAGCGAGUGCCGAUGGCACAGCUGUCAUCUCAACAACAGUGCCAGAUACCAUCACGUCUUGGGUGGCCAGCGCCUUCGCCGUCAACACUCAGAGCGGCCUUGGAAUUGCACCAACCUCAGCCAAGAUCCGCGUGUUCCGCCCCUUCUUCGUGAGCCUCAACCUGCCGUACUCCGUGACCCGAGGGGAACAGCUGGCUCUCCAGGCCAUCGUCUUCAACUACCUCACCCAGGACGUCGACGCUGUUGUAUCCCUCCCUCAAUCAAAGGACUACCUGAAUGUUGUCAUUGAUGCCAAUGGCCGGGAACAAACAGAAUCUAAGGACCAAACCCAGACUGUGCAUGUGAAAGCAGGCAGCGCUUCCUCAGUAUUUUUCCCCAUCGUCCCCGCGAGCCUGGGUACCAUCGACGUGACCGUCUCCGCCCGAUCAACCCUCGCAGCUGACGCCCUAACGAGACAGCUCCUGGUCGAGCCUGAAGGAACCCCCAAAGAGUACAGCGUCCCCAUCCUGAUUGAUCUGAAGCAGGCCACCAGCUUCUCUAAGACUGUCCCCAUCACUCUGCCACAGAACGUCGUCUCUGGGUCACAGACUGCUAGAAUCACCGCCAUCGGUGACCUUAUGGGUCCAACUGUAAGUGGACUAGACAGUCUUCUGCGCAUGCCUACCGGAUGUGGCGAGCAGACGAUGCUUGGGUUGGCCCCGGAUGUGUUUGUCACCAACUACCUGACAGCAACCAAACAACUGACGGGAGACAUAGAAGACAAGGCAAUCAAGUACAUGGAAUCUGGAUACCAGAGGGAGCUGACCUACCAGCACAAGGACGGUUCCUUCAGUGCUUUUGGUGACAGUGACCCAUCUGGAAGCAUGUGGUUGUCAGCGUUCGUUGUGAAGACGUUCCACCAGGCUAAACCAUACACCUUCAUCGACGACGAUGUCCUUACACGAGCCAUCAACUGGAUGAUUGAGAAACAGAACGCCGACGGUUCCUUCCCUGAACCUGGCCGGAUCAUCCACACAGCCAUGACAGGAGGGUCAAACAAAGGUGCUUCUUUGACGGCGUACGUCCUCAUCGCCCUUCUCGAGAACGACGACCUCACAGGGAAUGUCCAGCAGCGGAUAAACGCGGCCGCGGCCAAGGCUGUUCAGUUCCUGGAGAAUCAGACCCCGACAGAUGACUACUCUCUGGCAAUCAUCACCUAUGCUCUGCACCUUGCUGGCAGCACCCAGGCCGACACGUCCUUCGCCACAUUGAACUCUCAUGCUAUUGUGAAAGAUGGAUUCAAGUACUGGCACCGUCCAGAGGUCAAGACGACACAGUCCACCCGCAGCUACUGGAAACCUCCAUCAGCCAAGAAGGCCAUCGACAUCGAGAUGACGGCAUACGGUCUGCUGAUAUACGGCGAGAAAAACGAUUUUAGCGGUGGCCUGAACAUCAUGAAGUGGUUGGCGUCCCAGCGUAACCCCCACGGCGGAUUUUCCUCCACCCAGGACACAGUGUUAGCCCUGCAGGCUCUGUCUGAAUUCGCCAAGAUGGCGUACUCCAACAACUUCGACAUCCAGGUGACAGUGAACAGUGGCAGCUUCAGCCAUCAGUUCUCUGUCAACCAGAACAACGCCCUCGUGCUCCAGAGUGUCGAGCUGCCAUCCAUCCCAAGCAGCAUCAGUGUUCAGGCUAACGGGGCCGGCAUCGCCCUUGUUGAGGUCGCUGUGUUCUUCAACGUUGAGGCUGAGGUGGAGGAGCCAUCUUUUGAUGUGACCGUCAAGCUGCUGAAGGAGGACAUCAACUCCAUCACAGUCCAGACCUGCACCAAGUGGUUGUUAACUGGCACCAGUGGCAUGGCCAUCCAAGAACUUGGAGUUCCCUCCGGCUUCGAUGCUGACCUUGACACACUUACCAAACUUAAGACCUUGAAGAGAAUCGAGACUCCCAACAAGAAGGUGGUUCUGUAUUUUGAUGAGAUCGGAACCACACCCGUGUGUCUGUCCGUCACCCUCCAGAGGACAGGUCUUGUAGCCAAGUCCCAGCCCGUCCCAGUCAGAGUCUACGACUACUAUGAGCCAACCAACCAGGUGACAGCAUUCUACCAGUCCCAGCUCCUCAAGAAUUCCAACAUCUGUAGCGUGUGUGCGGAAUGUGAAAACUGCGCGGUCAAGGCCGGGCGAUGAAAACACCGAUGACCAUCCCAACACACGGCAGAUCACAUCACAUUCAGAAACAUCAAGAAUAAAGAAUAUUUACUGAACAUGUUAUCUUUCACCUUCGUAUAAUAAACUUCCAUGUUAAACA